CAGCUCUGAGGUCAUGUUAUGGUAGGGUUACACGCGUUGUGUGAUUCCCGUCAUGCUGUGGGGCAGGUGGGAAUGGCGGGCAGCUUAGUCCUGCUGCUCCUGGUCGGUCUGGGCGGCGGAGGAGGAUGCUGGGAACUCCCUGCCCUUCCCUGUAACCUGUACAACUCCUGCGAGUGCGGCUUCAGGCCGGAUCUUAAUGCGUUGGAUUGUGAUCUUGCCCGUAAUGUGUUUGGGCAGCACCUGGUGAGGGAACAACUGGUUAAGGCCGUAAAGGCGUUUGUGGAGACGGAGCGGCCCAGCAAGCCCCUGGUGCUGUCGUUCCACGGCUGGAGUGGAACCGGUAAAACAUUUGUGAGUUCCCUGCUGGUAAAACACCUGUACAGGGAUGGAAACCGGAGUCCGUACCUCCAUCGCUUCUCUCCCAUCCUGCACUUCCCGCACGCCCAGAACGUCAAUCAGUACAAGGAAGACCUGAAGCUCUGGAUCCAGGGGAACCUCACUGCCUGCAGCCGCUCCAUGUUUUUGUUCGAGGAGAUGGAUAAGAUGCAUCCAGGAUUGAUUGACGUCAUCACCCCCUUCCUGGGUCCUUCUUGGGUCGUCUUUGGUUCCAACUACAAGAAGGCCAUAUUUGUGUUUGUAAGUAAUUCGGGAGGAGAAGCCAUUAAUAACGUAGCGCUGAAUUUCUGGAGAGCGCGCAAGGACAGAGAGGAGAUUCAGCUCAAUGAUGUGGUGCCUGCUUUAACCAAAGCUGUGCUGGCCGACCAAGAGCAUGGCUUCUGGCAGUCUGAGAUUAUUAAGCAGAAUCUCAUCGAUGUCAUUGUGCCUUUUCUACCUCUGCGUCCCAACCACGUCCAGCACUGUGUGCGCAACGAGCUGGAGCAGAUGGGGCUGGCAUCCGAGGAAGACGUCGUACACUUGGUAGCCAGCAACAUGAUUUAUUUCCCUGAAGGCGAGAACGUUUUCUCGUCCACCGGCUGCAAAACUGUGCCCUUCAGGAUCAACUACUAUUUAUGAAAGCUGCAUCGGGCCGGAAUAAGACGAACACGAAAAUAGAGACAAUUCUUCUUCUCCUCCGGAGCAACCUCAACCUGUCCAUUACUGGAAAUGGAGCAUCACAUAGCGGUGGUUUGACAAGUACAGACUCCGUUCUUCAUACAUUAUGAUUGACCAGGCUGCUUAUAGGGGUUGUGGGUCUGUGGGUUGUGGAUGGUAUUGCAGCUCAUCUCUAUUCUGGUGAAUGGGGCUAAGCUGCAAUACCAGUCACAACCCAUACACAAGAGAGGCGCUGUUUCUGGGUGGAAAAUGGCUGCCAGAUCAUCAGCUGUGUUAUGUGCAUUACAAAGUGCACCUGCUUUAGGCAGAGUUCAAA
Bufo bufo (common toad) is the source of this 1369-nucleotide messenger RNA. RefSeq names its product torsin family 2 member A (gene TOR2A). Gene Ontology annotation, cellular component: endoplasmic reticulum lumen; endoplasmic reticulum; nuclear envelope. NCBI's taxonomy places the organism in Eukaryota, Metazoa, Chordata, Amphibia, Anura, Bufonidae. Gene Ontology annotation, molecular function: ATP hydrolysis activity; ATP binding. The record is from RefSeq and is a predicted model, not a curated record. The transcript has 6 exons. The coding region runs from base 19 to 1014 and encodes 331 amino acids.